AUAUAGAUGAUAAAAUAAUAAAUUUCCAAGACCAAAUUUCAUUGUCAGGCCAAUUCUUUGAGAGAAACAAAAUCAACUCGAACAAUAUUAUGGGUCACUGUUUAAGUAAAUUUGCACCAUGUAUAUUCAACAAAAAAAGCACUACCGCUCAAGAUGAAGAAAAUACAAAUGAUCAAAGUGCAUUUUUUAAGUUUAUUGAAGGCAGAAGAUUUCACAAUAUCGAUGGUGUAAAUUAUCCAUUACCUAAUGACGAUGAAGAAUGCAUAGACAUAACACCACAUCAACCUUUAACAAUUAAACCACGUAAUGUUUCAUUUAUUCAGGCAAAUACAUUCGAUGAACUUCCAUUUGAAGAUAAUGUGUUUGAUUUUAUAUAUCAACGAUUGUUAUUUGCUGGAUAUCCGGAAUCAAAAUGGCCAUAUGUAGUAAAUGAAAUGGUGAGGGUAUUGAAACCUGGAGGAUAUUUAGAAUUGACAGAAUUAGAUCCAUCAGUGAAACGUACUGGACCUGCUGGAACGCGUCUUUUUGCGGGGUUAUGCACUUUAUUGGAUAAAGGUGGAGAUUCAAAUGCGUGCUAUAAAUUACGAAAAUAUGUAACGGAACAGGGAUACCUUGAAAAUAUAAAUGAAGAAGAAAAAAAUGUAUACUAUGGCAAAGAAAAUGGAAGGCUUGGAGAAGUGUCGGUAGAAAAUUCCAUGCGUGUAAUGAGAGACUUGAAGACACCAAUGAUGAAUAUAUUACAGGUAUCUUCUGAAGAAUAUGAUGAGAUUUGCGAGACAACAACAGAAGAGAUAAAAGAAUUAAACUCUUAUUAUCCCAUGAUUCGUGUUUAUGCGA
This is a messenger RNA of Racocetra persica, 837 nucleotides long. NCBI's taxonomy places the organism in Eukaryota, Fungi, Glomeromycota, Glomeromycetes, Diversisporales, Gigasporaceae. The record is from the annotation of a GenBank genome assembly.